ACCAUUAACAAAGUGAAGCAGUGUGGGUAUAUAUAUAAUUUUUUUUUCUUAGAUCGUAGGUUUGGUUCUGUUAUAUAGUAACUUCUAUAGAUGAUUCUUUUUUCCCCCCGCUCUAAAAUAUUAUAGAGCAUUGUCAACCACGAAAAUAUAUGACCUAACUCUAAGCGGUUUUUUGUUUUGUUUUGUUUUGUUGUUUAAAAACAGACAUCUGCUGUUUUCUCUGCAGGGCCACAAGCAUGGCUGAAGAAGAAAAAGAGAAAAAACUACGGUUUUUGAAAAAUUCCGCCUUUCAUUUUCAAGAUAGUUGCUCGGAACAAGCACGGUUUCUUAUGUGGACACAUCAAUCCAUAGCGAAUACAAAAUAUAAAGAAGAAAGAGUCUGCCCAUAUUGUUUCCAGUGCCGCCUUCCUGAAAACCAUAGAGUGAGAUUCAAACCGAAAAGAAGACUAACACCGCAAGUACAGAGGGUGCUGAACAGAGAGGCAGCCAGUAGGACACUCAGCCUCAAGCAAGUAAAGCUCUUGCAGAAGUAUAAGAACUCAGCUAGCACAAUGUUGGUCACCUGUUACAGCUGUAACAAGACUUCAAGACACAUUGGGGUCAAAAGAGACUUCUUAGCUGCAUUUUCACACAAUCCAAACACACCAAACAGUCUUGGUAAACACAGAGAUGCAGCAAGGACACCACAAUCCACUGGAAAAGGAAGUGUGUCUCACAUAAAGUCUGGGGCAAAAGGAAAAAGUCCUGCCACGACCCCAAGAUCCACGUCAUCUAGGCCUGCUACGCCGUCUCCUAAUACUAAGACCAUCGGUAUCAAGAAAUCCCCCUUUUCUCAUCUAAAGAGGCUCUUGAACCUUGAACAGAAACAGAGCAGCAAAAAGGGCGGUCUUCAAGACUUCCUCUGUUCGCUUUGAACAGCUAGAUUAAAGUUCUGUGCAGGCAAGAUGUUUGGCCUGGAUUCAGUUAAAUGAUUUGCUGGGUGCAAAAUCAUGAUGCUCAAUUCAUACAGGGAGCUGGUCAUCUAUCAACAAAUGUAAUACCAAACGUAUUGCAAAAUAACCUCAUUGCAUUGAUUGCUGUGCACGUUUGCCGUAUUAUCUUUUGUUGGGCGUUAAUCUUCGCUGGGCUCUCGGGGUGUCCCUUGAGAUGGUUUUCUGUUGUUUUUUUAAGGGGGCUAGGGGAUGGAAAUUGAAACAUUAAAACAAACCAUGUUUGUUUCUGAAAUACUGAGGUGAUAAUUUAAAAAUUGUUAAGGAAGAGUUUUGUUCAGUUCAGAGGUAUGUAAC
Molecule: messenger RNA, 1286 nt
Organism: Polyodon spathula (Mississippi paddlefish)
Lineage: Eukaryota; Metazoa; Chordata; Actinopteri; Acipenseriformes; Polyodontidae
Gene: rmp24
Product: chromosome 3 C18orf21 homolog
Exons: 5
Coding region: 237-914 (225 amino acids)
Source: RefSeq, a predicted model, not a curated record